Molecule: messenger RNA, 1294 nt
Organism: Ilex paraguariensis (yerba mate)
Lineage: Eukaryota; Viridiplantae; Streptophyta; Magnoliopsida; Aquifoliales; Aquifoliaceae
Source: the annotation of a GenBank genome assembly
CCCCCCCCCCCUCUCUCUCGCACAAGCACUAUGACAUCCUCUCUUUUAGGGUUUUGUGCCUAUCCAAAGGGACUCUCAAGCUGAAGAUAGAAUGGCAUUGCAGUGAGGAGAUUGUUCUAACAGUGUUGAAAGAGGCUUCAUAUUGCCCAUGGAUGAUCACUUAGAACAGAGACAUCAACAGCAACAGCAGCCAGUGGUGGGAGUUGUAGAAGGUGCAGGUCAAGUAGCCUAUGGCACGCCUCCCUAUCAAACAUCAACUGUUGUUGCUACUGGCACUCCUGAAGUGGGCGCAUCCUCCCCAACUCAACCUCAUCCUACUUUCUCUGCUUCCCAGCACCAGCUUGCUUACCAUCAAGCCCAACAUUUCCAUCACCAACAGCAGCAGCAGCAACAGCAACAACAUCAGCACCUUCAAGUGUUUUGGUCCAACCAAAUGCAGGAAAUUGAGCAAACAACUGAUUUCAAGAACCACAGUCUCCCACUUGCACGGAUCAAGAAAAUAAUGAAAGCUGAUGAGGAUGUUAGAAUGAUCUCAGCAGAGGCUCCAGUUAUAUUUGCCAAGGCAUGCGAGAUGUUCAUACUGGAGCUGACUUUGCGCUCUUGGAUCCACACAGAAGAGAACAAAAGGAGGACCCUUCAGAAGAACGAUAUUGCUGCUGCCAUAGCCCGGACUGAUGUGUUUGAUUUCUUAGUUGAUAUUAUUCCAAGAGAUGAGUUGAAAGAGGAGGGACUCGGAGUAACAAAAGCCACUAUUCCACUUAUGGGUUCCACGGCUGAUUCGGUUCCCUAUUACUAUGUCCCACCUCAGCAUCAUGCAGGACCGACAGGGUUGAUAAUGGGAAAACCAGUUGAUGAAGCAACUCUCUAUGCCAGUCAACAGCCUCGACAGCCUCUGUCAUUUAUGCCGUGGCCACAGCCUCAGGAACAGCAAAGCCAACAGCAACAAACGGACUCUUAAUGAUGUGGAAGUAAAGCAAUGACCAUGCUCAGGCGUGCUGUGUAUGUGUUAUUAAGUGAUGGAUCGCAGUAGUGUCUCGUAGUGUACUGGUAGUUGUAGAGAAAGUAGGCGACUGUAAUAUUAAAACUUGAAAGAUGAUAUGGAUGUUGAAUGUGAGGCAGUUGUGGCGUGUGUCCUUGUUUCAGGCCUCGUAUCUGGUUGCAUCAAUUUCGGGUCUGUAUUUGUGGUGUCUCCGAAGUUAUUUGCAAAAUGUGCAAGAACCCCUCGAAAAGUCUGAAAGCAAAACCAUAGUUCAAGGCUUGUCGUUCAACUGUAUUUUUUUUUUUUUUUUUUAAA